AAAAUUAUUCAUGGAUUAAUUAGUGUUGCUCAUUAACAAUUUCAAUGAUCUUGAUGAUCUAAUAUUCUCAUUCUCUGCUUUCACUUGAGUUUCUGGCAAAAAGGAGGGGGAAGAGAGAUAAAUAAGCUGGUGGCAAGCAAAAACAAUAUCAGAGGAUAUAAUUUUUGUUUUCCUUUGUUCAAGCCAACCGUUUUAAAACUGGUAACAAUUUUAUCCUUUAAUUAAUUACCUAACUGGCGCUUAAUCUGUUCUGUCUUAAGUAAUCCAAUUUAUAAACCGACCACAAGUGAAAAGGAAACAAUGUUUUCACAGCUGUUGCUGCCAUUAACAAUCUUUUGUGUCUCCAUCGGUCUUCAACGGGUCAAUUGUGCUAACUUAUGGCCUCAACCACAAAUCUUAAAUCAAGAUGCCACUUUUUACACUCUGGACCCUUCAUCAUUUAAGCUGAUUUUAGCCAAAGAGCGUGUUGGAUGUGAAAUAUUAGAGAAAGCGAUUGAACGUUACAGUAAGCUGCUCUUCCUCUCAGAUUGUUCACGGCUUAAUACUGAUUGUGAUGGUAAAAAGCUGCCAACUGAACCAGUUGAAGAUAUCACAAAUGAUCCAAAUUAUGGUGGACAAUUGUUCAAUUUAAGCAUUGAUACCAACUCUUGUGAAAAAUUCAUUACCUCUGAAAGUUUUGAGAUUUAUACUUUAAGGGUGAGAACAGCUGACUAUCCUGAGGAUGCUGCCCUGUUCGCUCCAUUUUGGGGCAUCUUACGAGGUUUGGAAACAUUCAGUCAGCUGGUUACAAGGUACAAAGGCAAUUGGAUAAUUAAUUCAACCUUUAUUGUUGACUAUCCAAGAUUCACAUUUCGAGGUGUUCUUUUGGAUACUUCUCGUCAUUAUAUUCCCGUUCAUCUUCUCCUUCAAAAUCUCGAUGCCAUGGCCUACAAUAAAAUGAAUGUCUUCCAUUGGCAUAUAGUAGAUGAUCAAUCGUUUCCCUUUGUAAGCUCAACUUUCCCUAAACUAAGUGCUGCUGGUGCUUUUCGACCAACUCAUAUUUAUACCCCAGAAGACGUAAGCACUGUUCUUGAGUAUGCUCGAGUCAGAGGUAUCCGAGUUAUUGCUGAAUUUGAUACUCCUGGUCACACUUUAGCUUGGGGUAAAGGUAUUCCUGGAUUAUUGACUCAGUGUUAUAAAGCAGGUAAACCUGUUAAGGGUUCUUAUGGUCCUAUUGAUCCAUCUCAAAAUAGCACUUACACUUUUCUAAAAUCUCUUUUCGCUGAGAUCGCCAAAACUUUCCCUGACGACUUUGUUCAUCUUGGUGGAGAUGAAGUCGAUUUCUCAUGUUGGCAAUCUAAUCCUGAUAUCAAUUCAUUCAUGGAAUCACAGGGUAUUACUGGAGACUAUGCAGCCUUGGAAAGCUUUUAUUUACAAAAGCUUGUUAAUAUUAUGGAUACUUUAAAGAAAAAUUAUAUUGUAUGGCAAGAAGUCUUUGAUAAUGGAGUUAAGUUACGCUCUGAUGCUGUUGUCCAUGUCUGGAAAAGUGGAGAUUAUCAAUCAGAAUUAUCAAAAGUCGUUGCUGGCGGGUAUCGAACCAUUCUAUCAUCUCCUUGGUACCUUAAUUAUAUUUCAUAUGGAUCAGAUUGGCAGACUUAUUACAAGGUAGAACCACUUCAUUUCAAUGUAACUUCACAUGGUGAAUAUGAUUUAGUUAUUGGUGGCGAAGCUUGUAUGUGGGGUGAAUGGGUUGAUGGCAAUAAUGUUAUCUCAAGAACAUGGGUUCGAGCUUCAGCAGUAGCAGAGAGACUUUGGAGUGCCAAAGAUGUGACUUCGAUUACAUCAGCGAUACCACGAUUGGAUGACCAGAGAUGUCGAAUGCUUAAACGAGGAAUACGGGUUGGACCUGUUCAAGGACCAGGCUCAUGCGAAUGUGACAUUUGCGUUUAAUUUUUUUCUCCAACUUGCAAUAUACUCAAUUUGAUACAAGAAAAUUGUUAUUUUAACGCUAUUUCAUUGAAAUUUUUCAAUAAAUAAUUUAUAAACGAUUUCAA
Tetranychus urticae (two-spotted spider mite) is the source of this 2033-nucleotide messenger RNA. RefSeq names its product beta-hexosaminidase subunit alpha. The record is from RefSeq and is a predicted model, not a curated record. NCBI's taxonomy places the organism in Eukaryota, Metazoa, Arthropoda, Arachnida, Trombidiformes, Tetranychidae. Gene Ontology annotation, cellular component: lysosome; membrane. Gene Ontology annotation, biological process: ganglioside catabolic process; carbohydrate metabolic process; glycosaminoglycan metabolic process. Gene Ontology annotation, molecular function: beta-N-acetylhexosaminidase activity.